AUGGGUUUUUUCAUGGCAAUUUUUGGUGUUUUUUUCAUUCUCUGUUUAUGCUCUGCUCUUUUGCGAUGGAACGAACUAAGAUAUAGGAAGAAAGGCUUACCUCCUGGCACAAUGGGAUGGCCACUUUUUGGAGAGACAACAGAGUUUCUGAAACAAGGACCAAAUUUCAUGAAAAAUCAAAGAUUAAGGUUUGGAAGUUUUUUCAAAUCACAUAUACUUGGUUGUCCUACAAUAGUUUCAAUGGAUGCAGAGGUUAAUAGAUACAUAUUAAUGAAUGAAUCAAAGGGUCUUGUUCCUGGAUAUCCUCAAUCUAUGUUGGAUAUCUUAGGAAAAUGUAAUAUUGCAGCUGUUCAUGGCUCUACUCACAAGUAUUUGAGAGGCGCACUUCAUUCUAUUAUUAGUCCAAGUAUGAUUAGAGAUCAAAUUUUGCCUAAAAUUGAUGGCUUUAUGAGUUUUCAAUUGAGUAAUUGGGAUGACAAAAUCAUCAACAUUCAAGAGAAAACUAAAGAGAUGGUGUUUCUAUCAUCUUUGAAGCAGAUUGCAAGUAUAGACUCAAACUCAAAAAUUGCUGAAUCUUUCAAGACAGAGUUUUUUAAACUUGUUUUAGGAACCAUUUCUCUACCUAUUAAUCUCCCCGGAACAAAUUACCACCGUGGAUUUCAGGCAAGGAAGAACAUAAUUAACAUUUUGAGACAGUUACUAAAGGAAAGAAGAGCAACAAAUGAAAGUCACAAAGACAUUCUUGGUUGUUUAAUGGAAAAUGAAGAAAAUAAGUAUAAAUUAAGUGAUGAAGAAAUAAUUGACUUAGUGAUUACACUCAUGUAUUCUGGUUAUGAAACUGUUUCAACCACCUCAAUGAUGGCAGUGAAGUACCUCCAUGAUCAUCCCAAAGCUCUUGAAGAAAUUAGAAAAGAGCAUUUGGCUAUAAGAGAGAGGAAAAAACCAAAUGAACCAAUUGAUUUCAAUGAUAUCAAAUCAAUGAAGUUUACUCGUGCAGUGAUUUUUGAGACAUCUAGAUUGGCUACAAUAGUUAAUGGAGUUCUAAGGAAAACCACUCAAGAUUUGCAACUAAAUGGAUAUUUGAUUCCUAAAGGAUGGAGAAUAUAUGUGUAUACAAGAGAGAUAAAUUAUGAUCCUUUUUUAUAUCCUGAACCAUUAGCAUUUAAUCCAUGGAGAUGGAUGGAUAAAAGUUUGGAAUCACAAAAUUAUUUCUUGAUAUUUGGAGGUGGCACUAGACAUUGUCCAGGAAAAGAGGCAGGAAUCACAGAAAUUUCAACUUUCUUACACUAUCUUCUAACUAGAUACAGGUGGGAAGAAACAGGAGGAGAUAAAUUAAUGAAGUUUCCUAGAGUUCAAGCACCAAAUGGAUUGCACAUGAAAUUUUCAUCUUAUAAUAACUAG
Molecule: messenger RNA, 1401 nt
Organism: Vicia faba (fava bean)
Lineage: Eukaryota; Viridiplantae; Streptophyta; Magnoliopsida; Fabales; Fabaceae
Source: the annotation of a GenBank genome assembly